Pundamilia nyererei is the source of this 2092-nucleotide messenger RNA. It is a transcript of the gene cnga1a, whose product is annotated as cyclic nucleotide gated channel subunit alpha 1a. Lineage: Eukaryota; Metazoa; Chordata; Actinopteri; Cichliformes; Cichlidae. The transcript has 9 exons. Bases 200 to 2092 code for a protein of 630 amino acids. Gene Ontology annotation, molecular function: intracellularly cAMP-activated cation channel activity; protein-containing complex binding; cGMP binding. The record is from RefSeq and is a predicted model, not a curated record. Gene Ontology annotation, biological process: monoatomic cation transmembrane transport; potassium ion transport. Gene Ontology annotation, cellular component: plasma membrane; intracellular cyclic nucleotide activated cation channel complex.
CACAGUUAGAUGGACUCAGUACCUACAGGUGUUAGUUGCCUAGUUACAUGUUGUUAUACAUUAUUAAAUAGCAUUCAGUGAUUGAUGAUACAAUAAAUCUGUGGAUACCGUCUAAGUUCCAGGAAAGUACACAACUAAAGGGAAAUGGACUUUAAAUUACAUUAAGGAUCGGAAAAGAGUAUACUACAGUUCUGCUGCAAUGGCCACUACCACCCAGGCCUUGCUCACCUCGCCACCUUAUGUUCCACCUCACUUUACCAGUGACAGUGACGAUGACAUAAGUUCACCUCAAUCAACGCCUCUUCAUAUAGGCAACACGAACAAUAACAACAACAAUGAAGAAAAAAAGGAGAAGGAGAAGAAGGAUGAGGAAGAAAAAGAAAAAGAAAAAGAAAAGGAGAAAGAAAAAGAAAAAGAAAAAGAAAAGGAGAAAGAAAAAGAAAAACAAAAAGAGAAAGACAAGAGCAAGGACAAAGAUAAGCCAGCAGAAAUAUUUGUCAUUAAUCCUGCUGGAAAUUUGUAUUACAACUGGCUGUUUAUCAUUACGCUACCAGUGAUGUAUAAUUGGACCAUGAUCAUAGCCAGGGCUUGCUUUGAGGAGUUGCAGCAUGACUACAUAAUUUACUGGGUUAUUCUGGACUACACCUCAGACCUUAUCUACCUGGCUGAUAUGUUCUUCAGGGCCAGAACAGGUUACCUUGAACAAGGCCUACUAGUGAAAGAUAAGAAGCUGCUUUUGGAUCGAUACAUCAGCAGCUUUCAGUUUCGUCUCGAUGUUCUCUCCAUGCUGCCCACUGACAUCUUCUACUUCGUCCUUGGCAUCGACUACCCAGAGAUCCGCAUAAACAAGCUUCUGAGGAUUGGGCGCAUGAUGGAGUUCUUUACCAAAACAGAGACUAAAACCAACUACCCCAACAUCUUCCGUAUUGCAAACCUUAUCAUGUACAUCCUUAUUAUCAUCCACUGGAAUGCCUGCUGGUAUUUCUCUUUUUCCAAAUCUAUUGGAUUUGGUGCUGAUGACUGGGUUUACCCUGCUCUGGAUGAUCCUGAGGAGCCUGAGUUUGGACAGCCCAUGAGGAAGUAUGCUUUCAGCCUGUACUGGUCCACACUGACUCUGACAACUAUUGGAGAAACCCCACCACCAGCUUUGGACUCAGAAUUUCUCUUCCAUGUUGUGGACUUUUUAGUUGGAGUCCUAAUCUUUGCCACCAUUGUGGGAAACAUUGCCACCAUGAUCUCCAACAUGAAUGCAGCCCAAGCCCAGUUCCAGUCCCGCAUUGACAACAUUAAGCAGUACAUGCAGGUUCGAAAGGUUAGUAAGGACCUAGAGUUGCGAGUCAUCAAGUGGUUUGACUAUCUGUGGAAUAAUGGCAAGGCACAGGAUGAAAGAGAAGUGCUGAGAUAUCUCCCAGACAAGCUAAAAGCAGAAAUAGCCAUCCAAGUCCACAUGGAGACGCUAAAGAAAGUUCGGAUUUUUGCAGACUGUGAGGCAGGCCUGCUGAUUGAGCUGGUGCUCAAACUCCGGCCACAGGUGUUCAGCCCUGGAGAUUACAUCUGUAAGAAAGGCGACAUUGGUCGUGAGAUGUAUAUUAUCAAAGAUGGAAAACUGGCAGUCGUUGCCGAUGAUGGUGUGACACAAUUUGUUGUACUCGGAAGCGGCAGCUAUUUUGGUGAGAUUAGUAUUCUUAAUAUUAAAGGUAGCAAAGCGGGUAACAGGCGGACCGCCAACAUUCGCAGCAUUGGAUACUCAGAGCUCUUCUGCCUUUCCAAGGAUGACCUGAUGGAAUCAUUGUCAGAGUAUCCAGAUGCCAAAGGCAUGCUUGAGGAUAAGGGUCGGCAGAUCCUGAUGAAAGAUGGUCUUAUAGACUUGGAUCCAGCUAAUAUCAAACCUGAGCAAAAAGAGCUGGAGGAGAAGGUAAACAAAUUGUAUGGUACCAUGGAGCUGAUGCAAGUCAAGCUGAAGAAGAUCUUACGAAAUAACGAAAAUGCAGACAAAACUCUAAAACAUCGUAUUAUAGAUCUUGAGCGCUUAACUGGAGAGGAGGUAGAAGAAGAUGAGGAAGAAGGAGAAGAUAAAAACCAGAUGAGCUAA